AUGCCCCAAAUCUCUCCCCCACAACCCAAUGCAGUAACAAUGAAAGCGGAUCACGAAAGUCAUGCCAUUUCGUUCGAGGGCUCCAUCAAAAUAUACAACGUGCACAGAUCAAUCCGGGCGACGUACCUCGACCACCCGUUCGCCAUAAACACCCAAUCGUUCGAUAUCACUGGCCCGGACCUUAGCGAAUUUGGCCAUGACUUAAAUGUCGGACAAGUAUAUUCAAUAAGAGGUGAUGUCAUGAUAAAUUACGAUGGCGAUACAGUUUGGGAAAUCAACCCAUUACUUGCAGCAGUCACGUACCCCGUCCUCUCUCCUUACCCUCACGAUAGAUUAAUCGUCAAUGUUUGUGGCGCUUUGAUGGAACUACUCGAGUAUUGGGACCACGACUGUGAUGCUGCCGCAUAUGUCGAGGAAUCCGAGUAA
Molecule: messenger RNA, 426 nt
Organism: Puccinia triticina
Lineage: Eukaryota; Fungi; Basidiomycota; Pucciniomycetes; Pucciniales; Pucciniaceae
Exons: 3
Coding region: 1-426 (141 amino acids)
Source: RefSeq, a predicted model, not a curated record